GACACAUUAAAUGUUGCACAAUGCAUAAUGCUGGCAGAUAUGUAUAAAGGAUUCCCAUGUCUUUGGGAUGAAACAAAUAUAUCAUUUAGAUUCAAUAAUAGGCGACAAGAAGCAUUAACUGAUCUUCAAGAAGAAUUUAAUAAACAAUCUGGAAAAAAUCUAACACAAAAUGAAUUGAAAUACGAAAUCGCACGACUGCGCAAAAUGUGUACUAAUGAAAAGAAGCAAAAAUUAUUUUGUCAACAAGAAAGUUUGAUUUAUAUACCAACAUGUGCAUAUUAUGAUCACAUUGCAUUUCUUGAGGUCAACGUACAACCUUUUAUAUGUACGAUAUGCCAAAAAGUAGAUUUAAGUUUAGAUCAACAUAAAAAACACGUGGCGUCACAUGAUGGUUCUUUACCAUUUAAAUGUCCUCUAUGCGGACGUGGGUUUCUGUCGUCAACUAAUUUUACUGUUCAUUUACGGAGACAUGUACAGGAUUACAUUUAUAAUUGUGAGGUUUGCAAUAAGGCACUCGCAACAACUACAGAUUUGAAAGCACAUAUGCGUGUUCAUACCGGCGAAAAGCCAUUUGUUUGUGAGAUUUGUGGCAAAAGUUUUCGAUCCUUAUCACAAUUUAAUACACAUAUGCAUUGUCACGACGAUCAACCACAAUACAAGUGUUAUCUUUGCGAAAGAUGGUUCAAUAAAAAAUUGUCACGAGAAGAGCAUAUAAAGUGUGUUCAUCACAAAGCGCGUGACAAAAUCUGCCCAGUAUGUAAUAAAGCAUUCAACAGCGCAAAACAACUACGGCAACACAGAGAAAUCCAUGCCAUCCAAAAGAAAUAUGUGUGUAAGAUUUGUGGCAAACGCUUUGCACAAUGUGGUGGACUUAGUGGACAUGUGAAGACACAUGGUACAACACUAACUGAAAUGACUUCUAAAAGCAAUGACAUUUUUUAUAUAUAAUUUAAAAUAUUCUCUUAAUCAAUGUUAUUUGCAGCAAGCAUUUGCUUAAAAACGUUGUGAGUUAGAAUUUUUAGUUAUAUUAGUUUGUCAAAAAUGUCUUGCGGUAUUUUCGCUAGUUGGGGCUGAGAGCGCGUAGUUCU
This is a messenger RNA of Bactrocera latifrons, 1088 nucleotides long. Its product is annotated as gastrula zinc finger protein XlCGF7.1-like. Gene Ontology annotation, cellular component: nucleus. NCBI's taxonomy places the organism in Eukaryota, Metazoa, Arthropoda, Insecta, Diptera, Tephritidae. The record is from RefSeq and is a predicted model, not a curated record. Bases 28 to 948 code for a protein of 306 amino acids. The transcript has a single exon. Gene Ontology annotation, biological process: regulation of transcription by RNA polymerase II. Gene Ontology annotation, molecular function: RNA polymerase II transcription regulatory region sequence-specific DNA binding; DNA-binding transcription factor activity, RNA polymerase II-specific.